Messenger RNA from Paramuricea clavata, 381 nucleotides. The record is from the annotation of a GenBank genome assembly. NCBI's taxonomy places the organism in Eukaryota, Metazoa, Cnidaria, Anthozoa, Malacalcyonacea, Plexauridae.
AUGCGUGACACAACUAUAAUUGAAGUGUUAGAUACUAUCGGCAGCCAAUUAGAUCUCGGAAAGCAGAUUGAUGUGAUCUACCUGGAUAUGUCAAAAGCAUUUGAUAGGGCUAAUCACGUACGUGACGUACGUCUUCUACAUCGUCUCAGAGAAUUUGGAUUCGGAGAAAAUCUUUUAAUGUGGCUUGAUUCUUACUUGAAAAAUCGCCGACAACAAACUACUGUUCUCGGUGCAACAUCGACAGCACUACCAGUGACAUCCGGAGUACCACACGGUUCCAUUCUUGGUCCGCUACUUUGCCUUUUAUAUACCAAUGAUCUAUCCUCUUCCAUCGUGAAUUCGAACGUAGCAGCUUUCGCUGAUGACACUAAGCUUUUUAAA